Messenger RNA from Asterias rubens (European starfish), 2139 nucleotides. Its product is annotated as nuclear pore complex protein Nup98-Nup96-like. NCBI's taxonomy places the organism in Eukaryota, Metazoa, Echinodermata, Asteroidea, Forcipulatida, Asteriidae. The transcript is spliced from 4 exons. The record is from RefSeq and is a predicted model, not a curated record. Bases 2 to 394 code for a protein of 130 amino acids.
UAUGAUCCAAGAUUGGACGACUAAUGGGCAGGUCUUCUUAGAUUUCAUCAACAUAGUAAAGAGAUUGGAGAACCUUCAGCACAGUAACCCCACAGUGUAUGAGUUAGAGAAGUUAUACCCUGAUGUUGCAUCCUUAUGUAGCCGUGUAGGAAGUGUAACAUGCUGUACAGCCAAGGAUAGACUCUGCCAAUCAGAGAUGGCCAAAAGGACUGCUAACGUCAUGAAAGCAGUACUUACUCUACAGCAACAAUCACUGUACCCUGGCAAGAAUGUGAGAAUACCAUCUCGUCUGCUGGCUCCACACGUUGGUAAACUUCCCAUGCCUGAAGACUAUGGACUACAAGAGCUUCGAGAACUCACUCGCAGCUAUAUGGUGGAACUCACUACAGCGUGAACCAAAACAGGAACAUAACAAAGACUCACCCUGUAAUGAAACUUAAAUCAGGAACUCACCACAGCUCUAUGGUGGAACUCACCACAGCGUGAACCAAAACAGGAACAUAACAAAGACUCACCCUGUAAUGAAACUUAAAUCAGGAACUCACUACAGCGUGAACCAAAACAGGAACUUAACAAAGACUCACCCUGUAAUGAAACUUAAAUCAGGAACUCACUACAGCGUGAACCAAAACAGGAACAUAACAAAGACUCACCCUGUAAUGAAACUUAAAUCAGGAACUCACCACAGCUCUAUGGUGGAACUCACCACAGCGUGAACCAAAACAGGAACAUAACAAAGACUCACCCUGUAAUGAAACUUAAAUCAGGAACUCACUACAGCGUGAACCAAAACAGGAACAUAACAAGGACUCACCCUGUAAUGAAACUUAAAUCAGGAACUCACCACAGCUCUAUGGUGGAACUUACCACAGCAUGAAUCAAAACAGGAACUUAACAAAGACUCGCCCUGUACUGAAACUUAAAUCAGGAACUCACUACAGCGUGAACCAAAACAGGAACAUAACAAGGACUCACCCUGUAAUGAAACUUAAAUCAGGAACUCACCACAGCUCUAUGGUGGAACUCACCACAGCAUGAACCAAAACAGGAACAUAACAAGGACUCACCCUGUAAUGAAACUUAAAUCAGGAACUCACCACAGCUAUAUGGUUGAACUCACUACAGCAUGAACCAAAACAGGAACAUAACAAGGACUCACCCUGUAAUGAAACUUAAAUCAGGAACUCACCACAGCUCUUUGGUGGAACUCACCACAGCAUGAACCAAAACAGGAGCUUAACAAGGACUCACCCUACAUAUAGCUUAAAUCAGGAACUCACCACAGCUCUAUGGUGGAACUCACCACAGCAUGAACCAAAACAGGAGCUUAACAAGGACUCACCCUGUAAUGAAACUUAAAUCAGGAACUCACCACAGCUCUAUGGUGGAACUCACCACAGCGUGAACCAAAACAGGAGCUUAACAAGGACUCACCCUACAUAUAGCUUAAAUCAGGAUCUCACCACAGCUCUAUGGUGGAACUCACCACAGCAUGAAUCAAAACAGGAACUUAACAAAGACUCGCCCUGUACUGAAACUUAAAUCAGGAACUCACCACAGCUCUAUGGUGGAACUCACCACAGCGUGAAUCAAAACAGGAACUUAACAAAGACUCGCCCUGUACUGAAACUUAAAUCAGGAACUCACCACAGCUCUAUGGUGGAACUCACCACAGCGUGAAUCAAAACAGGAACUUAACAAAGACUCGCCCUGUACUGAAACUUAAAUCAGGAACUCACCACAGCUCUAUGGUGGAACUCACCACAGCGUGAAUCAAAACAGGAACUUAACAAAGACUCACCCUGUAAUGAAACUUAAAUCAGGAACUCACCACAGCUCUAUGGUGGAACUCACCACAGCGUGAAUCAUAACAGGAACUUAACAAAGACUCGCCCUGUACUGAAACUUAAAUCAGGAACUCACCACAGCUCUAUGGUGGAACUCACCACAGCGUGAAUCAAAACAGGAACAUAACAAAGACUCGCCCUGUACUGAAACUUAAAUCAGGAACUCACCACAGCUCUAUGGUGGAACUCACCACGGCGUGAAUCAAAACAAAGAACUCGUUCUACAUGUAGCUUGAAUUAGGAACUCACCCGCAGCUCUAUGGAACUCACCACAGCAUGAAUCAAAACAAAA